Molecule: messenger RNA, 2436 nt
Organism: Closterium sp. NIES-67
Lineage: Eukaryota; Viridiplantae; Streptophyta; Zygnematophyceae; Desmidiales; Closteriaceae
Source: the annotation of a GenBank genome assembly
AUCCAGAGAAGCACAUGGCAUCUAUUCUCUAGACAGCGUAGUCCUCAAGAUUGUCAUGUUAUCUAUCCAGCUAAUCUGGCAGGAUUCCCUAGGAGCGGCGACGCGAUAGUCGUCAUAGCUACCUAUCAGUCACGCUGAUUAAGGCGUGCGGUGUCGAAGUGACGCUCUCUGGCGAACAGCCGUCCAAUCAAAGUCAAGAAGGUUAUUAUUGUGUUCCCGAUUGAGCCUACGGACCGAGCCCCUCGAAUCCGAUAGAGGCUCAUGGUUCGGCUGGUUGCGCGCUUUGCGGUCGUCGCGCACUAGCGGAUUUCGCAAGCAGAUAGCCGUUGCCUCCAUGGCUAGUGCGAGGGCACCAAAUGGCUCUAAGGCCAAUGGUUUCAAGGCGAAUGGCAUUUCUAGGAUACGGAGUAGUGGUGGGUUACUAUGCAGUGGUAGUGCCUGCAGUGUAAUCCUCGUUCGGAGAUUCCAGUGUCUCGUUAUUAUCACGCUGGCUGGCACCGCAUUUCCUGUCAGUAACGGUAGCAGCAGCAGCAGCGACAACGAGCAUCGCAUUGUGGGUGGUGAUGCGACAGGCGGCGUGGAACGAACGAUGGCACUGUAUCGAGCAUGGCAGCGCGCAUACGGUCUUGACUCCGACUCCCCCCUCCCCCCAGCUAACGUCUCCCUUCCGCGCAACGUUCCCCCCGCGCCUCACCUGGAGGACUGCGCCGAGCGGACAGCUGGCAGGCUGCGAUUGGAGGAGAGGGGCGCGCAGGGGGAGGCACCAGCGUGGGCGCGGCCGGGGGAGAAGUGCAACUGUGCGCCACACCCGCCUUGGGUGCGGGGCACGGACAGUGAGAACCUGGCAGCGACCAGGGAGGCCCAGAGGGACAUGUGGGAGCACCAGUUUCCGCCGGGUGCCUGCAGCGGCCAGAAGUUGCUGGUGGUGCCGUGGGCGUUUCCCCUCAAGCACGGGGUUGGCUCCCAGAUCCACAUCAUGAGUGCUUUCCUCAGCAUAGCCAUGGCGCACAAGCGAGUGCUUGUGCCAGAUCCAGGCAACUACUCUCGAGCUGACUCCGAGGCCUGCAAAGCGCAAGGCCAGGAGGGCAGCUGGGCGUGCUACUUCCUCCCCAUUGUCUCACUGGCGUGUGAGCAACGCGUUCAGGCUGCCAAGGAGGCAGGAGGGAUGGCAUGCGCGAGGGACCGAGUCAAGGAGAGGGCAGCUUCUAACGAGGAUAUUGUGUGUGUUGGGGACGUGCCUUAUAACGAGUUGGACCAUGAAGCCAGCAUUGUCAGCAAGUGGGGCACUCCGCACUUGCAGAGGCCAGACACAGUGUGGCAUGUGGUAUCGCCCAGAUCCGUUGACCCCCGCAACGCCCCCGUGCACUGGUGGCGCGCCCAGUCAGCGCGCUUCAUGCUGCGCGAGCCCUCGCUCCACCUCUGCCACGUCAGCAACCAGCAGCGCCAUGUGGCUUUUGGCAUGCGCGCCGCAUCGCGCCUCGCCAACUUCCUGGAAACUUCCGACAAGACGCUGAGAGUGGUGGCAGCAGCAACUGCAGGGGAUGCGGCUUAUCAUAAGAUCACCCUAUCCCCCAUGGCCCGGGCUCUUUCUCUCAGCACUUUCACUCCAGCUGAUAUCGAUGCUCAUGUGAACGUGCCAUGGGCGUAUGACUCUUGCAACGCUAGCUGCUUGGGUGCUGCUGCUGCUACCGCCGCCACCGCCGCCGUCGCCACUGCUGCUGCUUCUGCUACUGCUGCUGCUGCUGAUGCAGCAUUGGGGGGGUAUGCGCUCUGGUUGAGGGGCAUGUAUGCGCAGGUGGGGGGGGAGCCAUAUGUGGUGCGGCCGCUGCUGGGCAUGCAUGUGCGGCACAGCGAGAUGCAUGUGGGGGAGGAGAUGGAGGUGCUGCCCCUGGGCGUGCACAUGUACUUUGCACAGCAGCUGCGACUGGUGCAGGUGGAUCUGAGGCACGUGUGGCUCAACACAGAGGCACAGUCAGUGAUUGAUGAGACGAACAACUACAAGGAGUGGACCUUCUUUUACGGCUCAAACCAACGGCAGUCAGAAGCGUCCAUGGAGAAGCAUGAUUAUGAGAAGUCCCAAUCAGUGGCAUCGAGUUUGGCGAGCUUGCUUAUCGCAGCUCAGAGUGAUUACUUCAUCGGGGUUCUUGGCUCCAAUUGGAGUCGGUUGAUGAAUGAGCUGCGGUGCACUAAUGGAAGGCUGUUUUCCAGUUUCAUAGCACUAAAUGAUGACAAUCUAUGACCGACAUCAUGCGGGCAUGUCCUCGCCCUUUUGUCAAUAUCCAGUUUUACUUGCACCAUAUGUGAUUGUUAGUAGCCUUAGCAACGUACGGGUUUAACCUUCAUGGAUGGGUGUACUCAUGACUCUGCUUGACCGAGAACGUUAUCCCCGAUACGAUACGAACAGCUCGUUCAGGCGCUGUCAGGGGAAGGUCUUUG